GUCUGAAAGUUUCACCGCUGCUUUUGGAGAGAGAGAGACGCGUUUUACUCAUUUGUACACAGUAAUAUGAGGCACGCUGGGGAAUAGCUGUUGAUUUCGGACACAAUCAUCUGCUGGAGGAAGCUAUCAUUUCAACUAAAUUUGGAACCCGUUGUUACAUUAGAAGGUUUAAAGCAAGGUAAUCAUGAUGUGUGAUGCCAGUGAAAUGUUGGCGGCUGCUCUGGAGCAGAUGGAUGGCAUCAUUGCAGGUUCUAAGGCCAUGACCUACACCAAUGGCCUGUUUGAUUGUCAGUCACCAACUUCACCGUUUCUGGGCAACAUUCGAGCGCUGCAUCUCCUGGAGGACCUGAGGGCUGCGCUGGACCUGAUGGAUCCUGAGGAAAAGGAAAAUAUGCGCAGUCAAGUGUCUGAAACCACAGCCGAGGGUCUGAUGGAGUGGCUACAAGGCAGAUUGACCAAUGGCCAUGGAUCUGCAGCAGGGGAUUUGGUCUACCAGGAGCGACUCUCUCGCUUGGAAAGUGACAAAGAAUGUUUAGUGCUCCAGGUAAGUGUUCUGACUGACCAAGUGGAAGUCCAAGGGGAAAAAAUAAGGGACCUAGACUCGAGUCUUGAGGAACAUCGCAUGAAACUGAACGCUACAGAGGAGUUACUACAGCAAGAGCUGCUUAGCAGGAGUACUUUAGAGGCAGAGAAACUGGAACUGUUGACCGAGAUAUCAAGUCUGAAGCUGAAGCUAGCUGCUGCAGAAGGAGAUUGCAGAGAAAGUGAGGGUCUUUUUCAGGAUGUGAAAGACUUGCGUCUCAAGUUGACAUCCAUGGAGAACGAGAGACAACAGUAUGAGAGAAGCCUCAACUCUACUAAAGAGGAGCUGAUGUCACUACAGAAACAGCUGGAGGAGAGAGAACAGGCACUUAAAAGACUUCAAGACCGAGUCGUCCCAGAAACCUUAAACACUGAACAGUCACAAAGCAAAGAGAGAGAUAUGGAGGUGCAGAGAUUAAGGAGUGUGAUGGAGUCUCUAAAGGCGGCUAAUGAAGAGAAGGAUUUCAGAAUAAAAGAGUUGCAGCAGUCUUUGAUCCAUUACAGGCGAGUUCAAGAUAUAGUGAAGACUGUGCAGGUGUUGAAAGACAACCCUAGUGACGAGGACACAAGAGAAGGGCUGUGUGACACUGAGAUGCUCUCCACAGGAGGAACAGAGGAAACUGAUGAACCUCAGCUUAUUCCAUGUUCAGAGCUGCUGCCUGAAGUCCCACAAACACCCACAGACAGUGUUUCUGAAGUACAGCAAUCUGAAAGGUCUCCUUUGACGAGCAGUAAUGAGGAUGAAGCCAGUAAAAACAGAGGCUCUCCUUCCAUCUCCCCGACUCAGCCCAGCUCAGGGGGAAAUGAGAGUUUUGGCAGUAAGAAAACUCGCUCCUCUUUUGGACGUGGCUUUUUCAAGAUCAGAGGGAACAAGAUGACAGGCAGUGCUCCCAGUCUAGCUGAGGGAGAGCGUAAGGGGACGGAGCACUUGGAUUUGGCCGGAGUGCAAACUAAGAAGCAGAAAGCAUUAGACACACACUCGCCGGAAGGGAAGAAGAAAUCGAAGGGCAUCAUGAAGUUAUUUGGAAGGAUGAAGAGAAGUCAGUCCACCUCCUCUGACCUUGAUGAUUCUCCAGACUCAGAGUUUCGGAGAGGUGGAGUUCGAGCCACAGCAGGACCCAUACUGGGCUGGUCACGUGAUCUGCAGAGGAGCAAUAACAAUGAGCUCAACAUCGCAUUUUCCCGCUGGAGUAAAGAGCAGGUGUGUGAGUGGCUGCAGGAACAGGGACUGGGCUUAUAUAUGAAUCAGGCUCAGCAGUGGAUUAAAUCUGGACACACUUUACUGAAGGCAUCUCAGCAUGAUUGGGAAAAGGAACUGGGCAUCAGGCAUCCUCUACACAGAAAGAAACUGCAGCUGGCUCUUCAGUCACUCAGCUCAGAGGAUGGAGAUGCUAUGGGCAAACUGGACUACAACUGGGUUACUCAAUGGCUGGAUGACAUCGGCCUGCCCCAGUAUAAAUCUCAGUUUGAUGAGGGCAGAGUGGAUGGACGCAUGCUUCAUUACAUGACUGUGGAUGACCUGCUGGGUCUGAAAGUUGGCAGUGUGCUUCACCAUCUCAGUAUAAAGAGGGCCAUCCAGGUUUUACGCCUCAACGGCUACGACCCAAACUGCCUGCGCCGCCGACCAAUAGAGAAUAAUGCCACACCAGCUGAAAUCUGUCAGUGGACCAAUCACAGAGUGAUGGAGUGGCUGCGUUCAGUGGAUCUGGCCGAGUACGCUCCCAACCUGAGAGGAAGUGGAGUUCAUGGAGGCCUAAUGGUUUUAGAGCCUCGCUUCAAUGUUGAGACGAUGGCGCUGCUUCUUAACAUCCCACCAAAUAAGACGCUGUUAAGACGUCACCUUGCGACCCACUUCCAUCUUCUUAUUGGUUCGGAGGCACAGAAACAGAAGCAGGAGUAUCUGGAAAACCCAGAUUACACUGUGCUCACAGCCACAGCUAGAGUAAAGCCGAGAAGAUUGUCAUUUGGAAGUUUUGGGACACUGAGACGGAAGAGGCAAGAGGAUAUGGAGGAGUAUGUUUGCCCCAUGGAUGUGCAGAUGCCUCAAAGCGGCAGUUUCCAUAAGGGCAUAUACGAAGACAGUUUAGAUAAGCUGGAUGAGAUGGAAGACUCUGAGGGUACAGUGCGACAGAUCGGUGCUUUCUCAGAGGAAAUCAACAACCUGACUAGCAUGCUGAAAGAGGAGGAAUUCUUCAGGGAAGCGUCGCCUCAUUCACCUGAAACCAGCGCCACAGACGACGACUAAUGUUUAGACAUGACAAUCAUCGCUUAAGUCUGUAGUUGUGAAAUUUCCCAAAGAACUGAAACCCUGCAGCAAGACACUGUGAUUUUAUUAUGAACGCAAUAAGCUCCACUAGCAGGAUUGCGCUGUGAAUGCAAUAGUGUAACCUUGUGUUAUUUAUACAUUUCGGAUCUGCAGUGUAUCCUCUAACAGU
Messenger RNA from Danio aesculapii, 3017 nucleotides. RefSeq names its product PPFIA binding protein 1a (gene ppfibp1a). Gene Ontology annotation, biological process: neuromuscular junction development. The coding region runs from base 185 to 2827 and encodes 880 amino acids. Lineage: Eukaryota; Metazoa; Chordata; Actinopteri; Cypriniformes; Danionidae. The transcript has 25 exons. Gene Ontology annotation, cellular component: presynaptic active zone. Gene Ontology annotation, molecular function: protein binding. The record is from RefSeq and is a predicted model, not a curated record.